This is a messenger RNA of Punctularia strigosozonata HHB-11173 SS5, 2526 nucleotides long. RefSeq lists its product as uncharacterized. Bases 1 to 2526 code for a protein of 841 amino acids. Lineage: Eukaryota; Fungi; Basidiomycota; Agaricomycetes; Corticiales; Punctulariaceae. Gene Ontology annotation, molecular function: lipid binding. The record is from RefSeq and is a predicted model, not a curated record. The transcript has 6 exons.
AUGUCUUUGCCCAUCGCCCCCAAGGAUAUCAGCGACCACCCCACCAAGGGUUCCGUUGUCGACCCCAUCAACCGCGAGAAGAAAGAGGCCGAUGUCGACCGCAAGCUUCGUUUGUACGGCGUCAUCCAAGCCUUCCGCGAUGGCCGUCUGCCAUCCAAUGCCCAGAUCGACGAGACGCUCCGUUACGUUCUCGACAAUUCGCCCGUGGACCUGAACUCGCUGUCGCCUGAGGGCCGCAAGCUCAUCGAGGACACCCGCGAUAUCGUGGAGACUGCGCGCGAGAUGAUUUUGGAGAAGAACAGCGACGAGGUCUUCCAGAACUUUGUCUGGCACACACGCGACGUCGACUAUGACCGUCUCAAGAAGGACCCGUCUGCGUUGACCACUGUUGAUCAACAGAAGGCGCAGCAGGACAGUCAACAAGCUGUGAAGCAUCUGCGUACUUUGCUUUCUCUCGUUUUCACCAACUCCGAGGCCCGCAAACUCGUUUCGGACUUCACCGUCAUUGGCCGUGACUUGCUUGCCCGUGGAGCAGCGAAAGCUGCGGAGGGCAUUCGCCCGUCCGAAGAACAGCUUCGCAAUGUCGACCAGACCGCGCCCAGUGAUCAGUUCGUGACCGAGGGUGGCCGUACCAUCGGUCCGAACGAUGGCACCCCUGUACCUGAGGUUCGCGUUCCCGGCACGGGACACCGAGUCGCCCAGCAUCCUCACGAGCCCCUUGGAGAAGGUGCCGCUGUUAAGACUGAGGACGGUCAGGUUCGUCGCGGCGGAGAGCUGCGCGAUCAGGCGUACGACACCGCACAGCAAGCCAAGGAUCGUGCCACUCAGGAGGCGCAAGCCAACGCCAACGACAUCGCCAACACAACGAACGGUAUCCCUGAGAAUGAAGAAGAGAAGGGGGCGGGCAAGCGCACGGUUAUGGAUCGCCUCCGUGGUGUUAGGGAUCAAGUCACCAACCGCGUUCCCGACGAGCACAAGGAGCGUGCGCGUGAACACCGUGAUCGCGCCAAGGAGUUCUUCUCCGACGAAUAUUUCCCUCCCGAGCGCCGUGAUCAAUUCAUCUUCCGCAUGAAGAAGGUCAUCGUUGAAUGUCAGAAGCACGACGAUUAUCAGGAGUCGAUUCGCUGGCUUCUCGGAUACCUGGAGGAGUACGCCGGACACGCUCAGAACACCGCCCAAAACACCAAGGAGCAUGGCCAGACGUCGGCUUCGCAAGAUUCAUUCACUGUCGCGUCCAAGGAGUUCCGCACUCUCAUCGAGCGUUUCGCGAACGGCCGUAGCACCGACGAGAUCUGGGCCGCAGUUGACCAACUCAUUACCGACUCGCGCAACGAUAGCGGGCUUCGCGACUGGUUCAAGCGCGUCGAUGCGUACGUGCGCAAGUGUUUGUUGGAACCCGGAUUUGUUUUGGAACCCGCUUGCAAUAACGAGGCUGUCGAGAUCCGUGACACGGGCCGUCAGUUCUACGACGAGAAGUACAAGGGUCACUUCGACAACCUCUUCAGUACAAUUGGCGGCUUCUUCAAGGCCAUGGGUGACGAUCCUUUGAACCAGAGAUUCGGACAAGACUGGGCUCGACUCACCAAAGACCUGCUCUUCGACAGCGAGGGGAACCUUAAGUACAAGCCCGAGUUGUGGCUUGACAUCCGCAAGGUCAUUCUGCCCACGCUCGUCGACAAUGUCGGCUAUGUUCCCAUUCCGCGCAUCGAGUACACCGACGAUAAUAUCGAUCUCGUCGUGGAGAACCUUACCCUCAGCGGCCGUAACUUAUUCCCCAACAUCGUUUCCGUCGAGGCGCACAACUUCAUGAAGUUCAGUGCGUACGAUGCGAUUAAGGAUGAGCAUCACAAUGAGUUUACGUUCACCUUCGCCCAGAUGCAAUGCGACAUGCGCGACGUUGCCUUCUGGUUCCGCAAGAAGACAGGGUUCCCGAAGCUCGAGGACAGCGGUCUCGCUGACGUCCUCCUUGGCGGCGAAGGCUUGACUGUCACUGUUCACCUUGCCGACGCUGGCAAGGAUCAGAGCAGCAUCUUCAAAGUCAAGAAUGUCCAUGUCAAGGUCGACACGCUGAAGUUCAGUAUCCGUGAUUCGAAACACGACUUGCUGUACAAGACGCUCAAGCCCCUCGCGACUGGUUUGGUGAAGAAACAGAUCCAAAAGGCGAUUUCCGAUGCUAUCACCACCGGUUUCGAGUACAUCGACGGCCAGCUCGUCGGCGUUCGUGACCGCAUGGCGGAGGCCAAGGCUGCGGAUGACGCUAGUCGCACGCAAGUCCUUCAACAGCUCUUCCAGAGCAAGAAGGGCGAGGCGAAAGGCAAGGCGCAGCACGUUGACCAGAAGACCGGCAAGUUCCAAGUCGUCACCGACCGCGAGCAUCUUCUCCUGCCUGAGCACGGCCAUCCAUCCGGCUACGUGAACCGCGCGAACGAGCGCGUUGAAGCGGCGAAGACCGGCAACGACUGGCACAGCGAUGCGUUCAGUAUCAUCCCCAGCACGUCGACGCGGCCAAGCAAGACGACUGCCUGA